Sander lucioperca (pikeperch) is the source of this 4831-nucleotide messenger RNA. It is a transcript of the gene btg1, whose product is annotated as B-cell translocation gene 1, anti-proliferative. The transcript is spliced from 2 exons. Lineage: Eukaryota; Metazoa; Chordata; Actinopteri; Perciformes; Percidae. The record is from RefSeq and is a predicted model, not a curated record. Gene Ontology annotation, biological process: negative regulation of mitotic cell cycle; negative regulation of cell population proliferation. Gene Ontology annotation, cellular component: nucleus; cytoplasm. Bases 330 to 878 code for a protein of 182 amino acids.
GCUCCCCCACUCCGUGAGCUUCACUCUGGAGGUGGAAAGUGAGUUCGGAGGGUUGGUCGACGUGGCACCAAGGGAUCCAACCCCCCCCCCCUGUAUUUACCAACAACAGGCGUCUAUUUCCCAACACUGUACCGUCCUAACACACGGACUCGCUCAGAAAAAAAUCUGUCCUCUACCUCGAAAAAUAAAUGCCAAGAAAAACAACACGAGAGCCAACAGAUAACGUUAAGGAUCGCAGCUCUGAAGAAGUGGAGCGAAAGACCAACAGUCGGACAAACACGUAGAGAAAAACCGCAAAAGCGAACGGAUCGUCGCCGUUGCCUUUCUCAAUGCAUACCCUUUGUGCCCGGGGAACGAUGAAACCAGAGAUCAACGCCGCCGUCGGGUUUCUGUCGAGGUUUCUGCGGGUAAAAGGACACGUAAACGACCGACAGGUCCAAACAUUCAACCAAAGCUUACAGGACAUUUUGUCAGAGCAAUAUAAGCACCACUGGUUCCCAGACAGGCCAUGCAAGGGUUCAGGUUACAGGUGCAUCCGUAUCAACCACAAGAUGGACCCACUGGUGGGGCAGGCAGGCCAGCGCAUCGGCCUGACCAUCCAGCAACUCUACCUGCUGCUGCCCAGUGAGCUCACACUUUGGGUGGACCCCUUCGAGGUGUCCUACCGUAUCGGCGAGGAUGGCUCCAUCUGCGUCCUGUACGAGUCGCAGCCCUGCCCCGUAGGGAUGCCGUCAAUGGCCACCGCCAGCUCCCCCUCAGGAAACAUCGGGUCAGGGGGCCCCAUGGUGGACAGUCACAUCAGCUGCAAGGAGGAACUGAUGGUGCUGGGCAGAUCCAGUCCCUCCAAAGCCUACAAUAUGAUGACUGUGUCCAGUUAAAGAGGCACGCCGUCACCCCGGCCUGCUUUUGUUCAGGGUCACACCGUGGCUGGUUGGGUCAUAUGACCAGAUCAGGGUGAGCCUUUUGAAGCUAAGAAUAUGAAAUGAAAUAGUGAAAGAAGAAAAAAGAAAAAAAGAAAAAACAGAGGAUGUGGCCUAUCGUCCAGGUGAUGGAAACCGUUUAGGUUUAAUAUUUUUUAACCUCUCCCCCCAUUAUCAUGUUUUCUGUUGUCAUUGGAUCAGCUGGGCACUCACUUGGAGAGGCUUUGUGGAAAUGGAACUUUUGGGGCAGCUAAACCAACCAACCAGGAACCCCCAUGGAGACUCUCCACCUACCCCCCCCUCCCCGCCCACCUGUAAACAACAUGGUGGUCAGCUCCAUCCUGAAGGGGCUUUCAUUGACUUUGCACUUUCUUACUUGUGGUUACUAUGGGUACAUGUUCAACACGCCACCACAAAACACCAAAACCCAAAUUGUAAGGAUUUUUUUUUUUAAUCAGGAACUACCCCUUGAAUUUAAAAAAAAAAAAAAAAAAAAAAAAGAAAAAUCCAGAUGUUAUUGAAUUUGCUGUUUUCACUUAUUUUGUUUUCUGGGCUGGGAGGAAGUGGAGGUUUAGACUGAGCCUUUUGCAAUCCAAGCUCAAGGUAAAGAAACACCCAAUGAGAGCAUCUCUAUUUUCUAUAAGACCCCCUUUUUUGGACCACAGGGAAUUAGUUUUCUUUAUCUUGUAGCUGAGGAAAAAGGCUUUGGGUAUUCAUUUUGCCUCCUCCCCCUUCUACCAUCAACACCAAGCCUCAGAAAUCCUAGAUCUCAGCGUUCUCUCGGCCUGUAUGUAAGUGCAAGUGAAAUGUGUUGUGACACCUGCUGCCUGUGAAUACCAGUGUGUCCUGUUGCACUGUCGCCCUCCCAUCACCCAUGUAUGUGUAGCUUUCCGGGGGAGGGCAGGGGAUUCGUCUCCUCCCCCCUCCCCCUAGUUAAUGAAUGUUGUUGAAAAUCACAAUCAAGUUCCUGUGUUGUUAAUUUUGCUCCCUUUCCUUCCAUCACUUUGUCAUCUCCUGCAUUGCCAAAAUUCAAAGUGUAGCAAAAAUGGGGCCUAUUUUACCCACAUUUUGGUCAUGUGGCCCUGUUAGAAUUGACGUUGAAUGCACUUUGACGUGAGAUUGUGUGGGAUGUGUACUUUGUAGUGAAAAUCGCCUGCAUUCCAUCCAUUCGAAUGUCAUCUUUUCACAACCUUUUUAUUGCCCUCCCCAUUUUUAGCCAUUUGUUCAUACUGUAGCUCUCACGUUGGGAUAGACAAAUGUCUAUUAAAUCAGGAGGGUGCAACUCUGGAUUUCAAAAAGUUUUUUUUACACUGUAUUUGUGAACAUUUCAGAGCCGUUGAUUUUAGGUGGAGAGUAGUUUGGGUGGUAUAUUAGAAACAUUCUGUCAUCCGUUCAUAUGGCACUGUUCGCUCUGGCAGGAUGCAGAGCUAAGCUGUUUCCCCCCUGACACACACAGAUGGUGAUUUGUGUUGCUGAUAGAAAAAAAAAAAAGUUAGUCUGAAAGGUCUGGACUAAGUGAUGACUGUGUGAGAUUUUGGCCAAAGGGAGGUCUGGAGCACCGACUGUUUGAGAAUUUAUUUUAACUUCAGUUUAAAACAGGCCUUGUCAGCCUUCUAUUUUUAUUUAAAUUAGCUAUUUCCAAAGUCUUGUAAAAAGGAGAGACUUAUCCAUAUGUGUGCAUUGAAGGUGCAUUGCCUUACGAAGACCUCAUUGUCAUGAAUUAUGAGCCAUUUUUUAAAACUAAUAUCAGGCUUAUUUGAGCCAGCCUGGCUCAUUUGCUGCCUGGACCCUCAUUGGAGGAGUCCAUAUUCCAGCCUGGCAGCUUCAAACCUCCCCCACUCCUCCUGGUGUGGGGGUUAGAGUGCCUCAAUUGCCACAUAUCACCCCUCAGCUCAGACCUCCUGUCAGCCAAGAGCAAGCUGCUAGCUGACCCCCUGUGGAUGCAGGUAGACUUAAUGUGACACAUAUCAUCAUCCAUCACUGCGAGGAGCUGCGUAAGGAAGGCGGGGAUGGGGAGCUGGUGUGAGAGAGGGGGGGCCAGGGCCGGACUCUUUUUGUUCAGGGCAGCUAAAAUCCCUCCAGCCCCCUCUCUGGACUUAUUCAACAUCCCCCUACCAAGCCCUCGACCCUCCCUCAGCAGUGAUGGAUAAAAAUAACCAGCACACGCGCUUGCCGUGCUUAAGCUGCACUAGGGGGGGCUAGUGAGAGUGGAAACAUGGAUCAAAGAUGAAGAAUCGAGGGUACUAGGCCACUGUUUUCUGUUUUCAUCUCACUGGAUUGUGCUGCACUCGUUACUGAGUUUGAGUAGCAACUUUGUUUACAUGCAUAUGAAAGGGUGUGAUGGCUGUCUGACGUACCCCCACCUCACUCCUGUUUGUGGGGCCAAGUGGUUAAUGGCAAGCUGGAACAGAUGCUGGGGGCGGCUACGGGCUGCGUUUGGGCCUUAGCCGCUGGCUGAAUCUGUCACAGCAGACUGGUUCACCGCUCAUCACUAGACCGAUGGGUGUUUAAGCUCCCGUAAGCCUGAGAGGAUCAUGGGUAAUAGAGCUAUAGCCUUUGACGCACUGCAACCCCCUAACUCCCCCUACCCUGCUCACUGCUGAUGCUCCCUUCAGCAAUCUGAAAAGCAGUGACUCCAUGUGGGCCAGAUGGGAGAGGAGCUUGCCCAGAGCUUUGGUUUCCAUGAUGGACACCAGCUUUAAAAUCUCACUGCUCCGUUAUAGCUUUUUUUUUUAUGUCAUGUGACAAGGUGUUAUGAGAUUGGUCUAUAUUUCGAACACGAGAUGAUCGUCUCGUCUUCACUUUUCUCUAGAUGUAUUUUAUGGUCAUCUAUCCACUCUGCCAUCCCCAUUUUCUCCUCUUUAUCUUUUUAAAGAGGAUUUUUAGUCUGGUUAUCUAACCCCCUUUUUAACAGACCUUGUUUUUUAGAGCUACAAAAAAAGCAAAAAAGAAAUGAACCCAAAUCCCCUUGGACACCUUCUCAACUGUGCUACCACCACCCAAAAUGGAUUUAAGUCCUAGGUAAUAUUGAUUAUUUAAAUGGCACCCAUUCAGCUUGUGCGCACAUAGGUUACAGAAUUGUCGUGAGAGUGCUUUGAGUAGUCAGAGGUAAAAUAGCACAUAAAAUGCACUAAAUAUGUCAAGUUGAAGUUGUGUGACAUUUUUUUUUGAGACGCGAGGAGUCUCUUCUGGAAUGUAUUGCCAAACUCAGGCCUCGGACAUUCAAUAAAUACCCUUGUGGAGAAGUUGUGCAUGUUAAGACAUGAAACAGGAAGGGAACAGCAGUUUCGUUGUAUUUGUUGUUGUCGUCAAAAUUGUCAUGGAUUAGUUGAAUUAUUGCCACUUUCACAUUUGAGUUGUUUUACAUAUUGUAGAAUGUAUUGUAACUGUACAACAUAUGGUAGAGUACAUAACAUUACACAUGGGAAGUGCCAAUAAUUGCUAUCCUGAGGUGUUUUUUAGAUUUAUUCCUUUUUUUGUAUUUCAUCUUUUAACAUGGAUAACUCUUUUCGUAAGUGAAGCCAUUUGUGAUGGGAGUGUUGGAAAGGACCAAAGUUGUUUUGGUAAAAAAAAUUAUUAGUUUCCAUGAUCUGUAAUUGUAGACGUAUCCUUUGUUUUUCUUUUCUUUUCAUUUUUUUCCUCUACUUUUUUUUUUCUUCUAUUUACAUACAAAACCAGAAAAUAGACAAAAAAAUCUGAGCUUACCCAAGAAGAAAAGCUGUCUAUCUUGUGAUCUCAUGUCAGUACAUCUUUAUCGUGUUCAGUUUCUUUUCCUUGGGUAUGUUGUGAUGAACUGCUGUAAAUUUGUACAGUUCAUGUAAAUUGAUUGUGCGGAAGUUGUACAGAUUUCUAUAUUUUGGAAGAAAAGUUUUUUUUCUCUGUAAUAAAAGAUUUCCUAUCUUGGCAUCAUA